Messenger RNA from Paramecium tetraurelia, 516 nucleotides. RefSeq lists its product as uncharacterized. Gene Ontology annotation, molecular function: protein serine/threonine kinase activity; ATP binding. The transcript has a single exon. Gene Ontology annotation, biological process: protein phosphorylation; mitotic DNA damage checkpoint signaling. Gene Ontology annotation, cellular component: nucleus. NCBI's taxonomy places the organism in Eukaryota, Ciliophora, Oligohymenophorea, Peniculida, Parameciidae. The record is from RefSeq and is a predicted model, not a curated record.
AUGGAAGAAAUUUUAAAUUAGAAUGACCUUUAACAUAGAUUUAGUGAUUAUUAUACUUAUGUUGAAACACUAGAAUAAGGAGCUUUCGGAUUGGUUGUUAAAGCAGUCAAUAACAAUUCAAAGGCUUUAGUAGCAAUAAAAGUAGCUGUGUAUACAAGUAACUUAGAUUAUCUCAAAAGCAACUAUAAAAGAUUUGAAGCCCUUGAAUAAGAGGUUGCUAUUUUUUCAUAAUUAAAUCAUUAAAAUAUAGUCAAAUUUUACGAUAUUAAAAGAACAGAUACUAAAAUUUUGAUAGAAAUGGAAAUUAUAAAUGGAGGAUCAUUAUAAAAAUUAAUGUAUACUAAGUUAAAAUAUGACUAAUGGUUUGAAAUUAAAGAAAUUAAAUAAAUUAUUUAAGGAAUUUUGAGUGCCCUAUCUUAUAUUCAUGAUAACCACUUUGUUCAUAGAGACUUAAACCGGAUAAUAUACUUAUAGGAGAAGCAGCAAAUAUUGUUAAAAUUACUGAUUUUGGAUUGA